AAUGUUCUGCCCUUGCGUUGUACGGUGUACCAUUCCAUAAGGCCUCCACACCGUUUCUGCAACGUCGACUAGGAAAAAUGGGUGACAAUAGCCAACGAUCGGCUGCAUAAGGUUUACCUUUGCCUUGGAUGCGUUCACUGGCAAAAUACUACUAACAAUGUCGCAUUCAUUACUCACAACCACGCAAUUAAAAGGACUAGUGCUGCAAGGUGCUCCUGACCUUCGGGUGCGACAAUCUUAUUGCUGGAUCGCGUGCAUGACUGUGGGUACUCGAAACUGUAUCAGGCUACGGAGUACGGUGCAGACUCUUCAGAAAGACAUCCUUGCUCUCUUGGGCAUUCCCCAAAGUGCACCGGCACGGCGGCACCUCCAAAAGAGGGCAGUACAGCCAAUACUCCAUGCCCGAGGACUCCACUCUUCACCUGGAUAGUGGCGGAUAAGUGGAGCAUUAGCCUUCGUAUCGAAGCAUCAUUGGUUCGAUCAAUGGCGGCGCACGGUGCCUGGGACUAAACCUUAAGUGGGGGGGGGGGAUUCUCAUUCGGAGUGGAGCUUACGCUGGAAGUUGAAAACAAUCAAGAUUCCCGGUUCUCGCCAGUGAUGUGGAGUAACUGUCAAACCAUUUCACCAUGGGAGCUGCAAGACGCCAAAAAUCGCCACGGUCGGACUCGGAAUCCCCGCCGAGGGAGGGAAACGCAGAGGACAAUGACGAGCAGGCGGGAGAGCUGGAUGAUGGCACAGAUUAUUCUGAUUAUUACGAGGAGUUUCAUCAUAUGUUCACAAUGCUUCUCGGAAACAGGCUGUGUCUUGCCCCUAUCUCAGAUGAUGUCCAGAGAGUGCUCGACGUCGGUACUGGAACGGGGAUAUGGGCUAUUGACUUUGCGGAUGAAUACCCCUCCGCAGAGGUCAUUGGGACUGACCUAUCACCAACUCAACCCAGCUUUGUCCCGCCAAACGUGCAAUUCGAGAUCGACGACGCAGAAGAUUCAUGGGCAUACCCUGAGAACCAUUUCGAUUUAAUCCACGUGCGUGCACUCUACGGGGCGAUUUCCAACUGGCCUGCGUUCUAUCGCAACAUGUUGAUCGGUCUACGGCCCGGCGCAUGGUUCGACCAACUAGAGAUGUCAAUCCAGUUCAGAUCGGAUGACGGCACUGUGACCCCCGAACACGUCCUGGCAGAGUGGUCACGUCUAUUCAUCGACGCAGGAGAGAGAUUCGGCAAAACGUUUCGCAUCGCCGACUUAGCCCGCCAACACAUGAUCGAUGCCGGAUUUGAGAAUGUAACCGAGCGGCGAUUCAAGCUCCCUGUUGGUCCUUGGAGCAGGGACGAGCACUACCGACAGUUGGGGAGGUGGAAUUUGCUGCAUUGCGAGCAGGGUAUCGAAGGAUGGUCCAUGGCAUUGCUCACUCGUGUGAUGGGGUGGAGCUAUGAGGAAGUGCAGGUAUUCUUGGCCAAGAUGAGGAAAGGAUUGCGCGACUAUUCUAAGAUCCAUGCCUAUUUCUACGUGUAA
Molecule: messenger RNA, 1508 nt
Organism: Aspergillus caelatus
Lineage: Eukaryota; Fungi; Ascomycota; Eurotiomycetes; Eurotiales; Aspergillaceae
Product: class I SAM-dependent methyltransferase
Exons: 7
Coding region: 627-1508 (293 amino acids)
Molecular function (GO): methyltransferase activity
Source: RefSeq, a predicted model, not a curated record